ACCGCUCCGGCCUCUCUCCCACUUCCCUCACCUCCCUCCCUCCCCCUCUCCUCCUCUGGAGGACAACCCAGCCAGAGAGGACAAACCAAGCCAGGGGGGAAGCAGCCAGCCAAGGACACCGGAGCACGGCAAACAAGACCUCUUCUUCGGCGUCCAGCAGCGAGGCAUGGUGGAGAAGGCGAGGACCAUGGCGCGCAAGCUGGAGAUCCCGCAGUGGAAGCCCGACGGCCUGCCGUCGCCCACGAGCCCGCUGGACCGCGCGUCGCCCCGGGGGUGGCGCCACCGCGACGCCGUCGGAGGGGUCGGGCUCGGGAUCCUGGCCGCGCUGGAGGCGCAGCCCGCCGCGGGCGCCGCGGUGCCGAGGGUGUCGGCGCCCGUCUCCAUCGCGCGCCGCGCGCGGCUGGAGGUGUCGGAGCUCGGGUGCAGCGGCCGGUGCGCCACCAGCCUGUGCGGCGGCGGCAAGUCGUCCUCGUCGGGCAGCGGUGGCCCGGCGUUCCGCGUGGCGGAGUUCAUGUCGUGCUGCGACAUGUGCCGGCGGCCGCUGGGCGGGAAGGACAUCUUCAUGUACCGCGGCGAGCGCGCCUUCUGCAGCAUGGAGUGCCGGUACCAAGCCAUCGUGAGCGACGAGUUCCAGGAGGAGAAGGAGCGGAAGCGCCGCGCGGCCGUGUCCGCCGCCGCCGCCGACGGCCUGCCCAAGAAGGCGGCGGCCGCCGAGAUGGCCGGGUCGCCGUGCGGCGGCGGCGGCGGGCAGAUCUUCUUCACCACCGGCAUCGUCGCCGCCUGAUGGACGACGCGACGGAUCUUUCUAGUAACCAAAACAAAAACAAGCUAGAGGAACCGGCGGCCGGCUGUAACAUAAACAAGACAAGAAAAAACAAUAAAAAAAACGAAGAGAAAAUAAGGGUGCGUGCGUGUGUCUGUAGAGAGAGAUGGGGGUGGGGAAUUUUUGCUGUUUCUCUUUCUUGGCGAGGAGGAAGCACGGGGUUUUGGUGUUAUUCGAUCUUGAUUUUUUUUGUAUUACUAGUAGUAUUAUGAUGAUGAUGAUCAUGCGAUGGGAGGAGGGGAUGUUUUUGUAGCAGGAGGGAAGGGAAGGGGAUGAUGGCAAGUUUUCCAAGGAUUGUUGCUUCCCUUUUGUUUCUCCACUGUCAAAAGGAAUAACAUCACCUUCUGUCCUCCUUUGUUCCA
This is a messenger RNA of Panicum virgatum (switchgrass), 1185 nucleotides long. RefSeq names its product FCS-Like Zinc finger 13-like. The transcript has a single exon. The record is from RefSeq and is a predicted model, not a curated record. Lineage: Eukaryota; Viridiplantae; Streptophyta; Magnoliopsida; Poales; Poaceae. The coding region runs from base 167 to 784 and encodes 205 amino acids.